Molecule: messenger RNA, 7732 nt
Organism: Chilo suppressalis (striped riceborer)
Lineage: Eukaryota; Metazoa; Arthropoda; Insecta; Lepidoptera; Crambidae
Source: the annotation of a GenBank genome assembly
UUUGUUUUUAUUUUGAUUCGAUUGAUAUUGGAACACGGAAGUGGUUUCGUGUGUUGACGGUCGCAUUGCGAAACAUGUCCAAUUGCUUUUUUAUAUCUCUAUAAAAAUGACAAAAUUAUGGUGAACAAUUUGUCGGCUCCUUAGCAAGGAAAGCAGAAACUGAAGAUGGCCUCGAGAGGCGACAAAGGGAAUGGCAAUGGCGAAGAGCAGAUUGUUGAGACUUUAGCUGAGGUGUUCCGCUGCUUCAUUUGUAUGGAGAAGCUGGUGGAUGCACACCUAUGUCCUCACUGCUCGAAGCUGUGCUGCUACGCUUGUGUGCGGCGAUGGCUGACGGAGCAGAGAUCUCAAUGCCCUCACUGUCGAGCUGCCCUACAUCUUCAUGAAUUGGUCAACUGUCGCUGGGUUGAGGAAGUCACCCAACAAAUAGAAACUAUGCAACAGACCAACUCAGCCACUCAACGAGAAAGUUUUAGGGAUAGAUGUCCAACUCACCAAGAGAAGCUAACAGUCUACUGUUGGACGUGUCGGCGGUGCAUCUGCCAUCAAUGUGCUCUAUGGGGCGGCACACACACUGGUCACACAUUCAAACCGUUAGAGGAAGUGUAUGAGCAACAUGUGACGCAGAUAAGAGAUGAGGUGUCGCAGCUUCGACGCCGGCUCAUGGAGCUCAUCAGCCUUGUGCAGGAUGUGGAGCGUAACGUGGAAUCCGUAAGGGCCGCCAAAGACGAACGAGUGCGUGAGAUCAGGAAUGCGGUAGAACUGAUGAUAUCCCGACUGGACUCCGCACUGAAAGCUAAGCUACUGACACUGAUGGGUCAAAAGAAUAGCCUCACCCAGGAGACUGAACAGCUCGAGCAUUUGCUGCAAGAAAUAGAGCAUCAAAUGCAUGCAAGCACACGGUCCGAGCUGAUAGCUAAAAGUGGGGACCUCUCCAAGAUGAUACAUCAGGUCAGAAAGAAACCGAUGGCCAGUUUUGUGACGGCGCCCGUACCGGCCGAUUUCCACAGUGAAAUCGUGCCGAGCUACGACAGCAGCACGUUCCCGCUGACCAACUUCACGCAGCUGCAGCACGCCGCGGCGCCAGUGUACUCCGCGCCGUUGCACGUGAACGGCCUCUGCUGGAGACUGAAGGUGUAUCCCGAUGGCAACGGGGUCGUUAGAGGCAACUACUUAUCAGUGUUUCUGGAACUGAGCGCCGGCCUACCGGAAACGUCUAAGUACGAGUAUCGCGUAGAGAUGCUACACCAGGUGUCUCGGGACCCGUCUAAGAACAUAGUGCGGGAGUUCGCUUCCGACUUCGAAGUGGGCGAGUGCUGGGGCUACAACCGGUUCUUCAGGCUUGAUCUGCUCGCCAGCGAAGGAUACCUCAACCCGGAGACUGAUACGUUGAUACUGAGAUUUCAAGUGCGCCCGCCUACGUUCUAUCAGCGGUGCCGCGACCAGCAGUGGUACAUCAAUCAGCUCAUCACUAUGCAGAACCAACACGUCCUGCAGAUUAAUGAUCUCAAAGAGCGCCUCUCGUUGGAAAUGUCGCGCAACUCGAUAGCAGCGACUCGCGCCACGUCCAAUUCGAGCACGUCGCAGUCCAACGCUGGCGGCGUAGCGGACGCGGACAACCCGCUGCAGAACAAUCCCGUCGACGGAAACACCAUGAGCGACUCGAUCGUCUUCAACAACCAGUGGAAGUUCAACGCGUCCAACAUUAUCAAUAGCCAAAGAUUGACUAGUCCAAGUAUAUUGAAUACGGCGAUGUUUGCGGAGGACAGCCGCAACAACGACGUAUCGUCUCAGGCCGCGGCCGCUUACGCUUACGGCGACUACUCCACGCUGGAGAGGAGAAUGCCUGCGCAUAAUAACGCGUUAGACGCGUAUACAAACCUGCCUUCCACAUCACGGUCGGCGAAUUCCCUACACGUUUCGGGCGCGGACAACAUGGCGCUAGUGAGUCUGCAUACAUUACUGAGCGUCGCCAACGCGCCAACUCGCGUUCCCAGUAAACUGCACUCUGGGAAGCAGUCGAGGAAUGCGGAACACCAUCUGCCUGCUAAGGACGCCACACCUGCUGCUGCUGUAUCUAACGUACCAACAGCGGAAGCCACUCAAGCUUCUACCAAUACGGCUCUCUGUUCCUCGAUGUCAUCGCCUGAAUUGAAUCCUGGAGUACCUUCAGGGGCAAACGUAGGAACGAAACCAGAAAAUGUACCUGAAGCUACUGGGGAGACUCAGGAAAGUCCUAACGGCACCCAAACACUGUACGCGGCUUCCAUCACCAGCAGUGAUACAGGCGAGCUAAUACUCAGCGAGUUGGAGGUUUUCGCCGACGAGAACAAUGCCAGCCACGCCGACGACAACUCCAAUGAGGAAAAUGACGUUGAUGACGAAACUAUGUCCGGUGAGAACGACGUGGAAGGCGCUUGCGGGGGUUGGUCGCGGGGAUCUGGCCGAGGGGCGGGGGCGGUGAGUGGAGGGGGAACAGAUAUAUUGAGCCGCUUGUUGUGCGCGGUGCAGUCGCGCGGCGUCACGCCCGCGGUCACCGACGGCUCGGUCCCGCCGCCUGCGCCGCGACGGGACAGCGAUACCGACCCGCAACUGUCCACUGCGGCCCAUACAGAUAUGCUGCUGUUGAACCUGAUGAGGAUCAACGGACUGACGCCCAAGCAUUCCAGGCACGGAAAACAUAUCAUCCUUUACUUAAUAGUCAACCGCUUGAGUCUGUGCCUGAAUUCAAUCUCUGGAAUCUUCGAUGUGAGACAGAAGGUUUACUUAUAAUGUAACUGCCAGCUGGAGGCAUUACACAGGCAAAAAGAGUUUACACAAGCAGGGAGGCCGUAACGCUACGAGCGUUACAAUACUGACUCGCAGCUGUCCACUGCAGCUCAUACUGAUAUGCUGCUGUUAAACCUUAUGAGGAUCGAAGGACUCACUUCCAAGCAUUCCAAGCACGGUGAGUGGUUUCGAUUCGAGUGUGGGGUGACGAACAUAUUAAGACAGGUGCAUUGUAACUAACUUUUAACAAUAAUCGUAUAUUCCCUAGGCCCGAAGCGGCACUGGACUGCGAGUGCCCUAAGUCCAGACGAGAGACCUUCGGGGUCACAUUCCCACGGAAACGGAACUCGUUCACGCCGCACCACGAACCAAAACGCGCGCGUUAGAAGACUGCCCAAACCUCAGCCACUGUCCCCUGGACAGUUGAGGCGACGACCAGAAAAUACAAGACCUACCAGCAACAGAGGGGGCUUCGGCCUCACCCCGCCCGGCACCCCGGACCGCGGAGCCCUAUCGCCUGUGUCGAGCCUCGCGCUCCACGACUACUGGCCCUCAGUGUCCUCCGUCAGCGACAAUGACGAGGUCGAACUCUAUUUGGACUACAACGACACGCUGUUCGACAUGCUGCUGAACAGUCUGUCUUUAGAAGGGAAUGGGACGGAGGAGGCGAGGCCGUCUACCCCGCCCGUCCAGCCGUGGGGUCCGGCCGCGCCCGCUUCCGCUCCUGCUCCCGCUCCCGCUACCUCUUCAACCAACGCGCCCGCUCCCGCUACCGCUCCGGACAGAGACUGACGGCCCCGCCGCUUGCCGCGCCCGCCGCGCCGGUAUACUACGCGAGAGUACUACCAUUGACCGAUGAAAUAGGAACCUCCAUCGAAGUGAGAUAAUCUCAAUUGGAGAUUUUUUAUGAAUAUCUUUUUGACGGAAUAAAGUGGGGUCGAAUACUUCUCCUGUCGUCUACAAGGCAAAGGAAACGUCUAGGAAAGCGAAAUGAUGCUAGUUGGGUUUUCUCGAUUCGACUUGUUAUUGAACACUGGCCGCGCCCGCUUCCGCUUCCGUUCCCGCUCCCGCUGCCUCUUCAACCAAUGCGCCCGUUCCCGCUACCGCUUCGGACAGAGACUGACGGCCCCGCCGCUUGCCGCGCCCGCCGCGCCGGUAUACUACGAGAGAGUAUUACCAUUGCCCGACGUAAGAAAGUUGAGAAGAAAUAGGAACCUCCAUCGUUGGAGAUUUUUUUAUGAAUAUCUUUUUGACGGAAUAAAGUGGGGUCGAAUACUUCUCCUGUCGUCUACAAGGCGAAAGAAACGUCUAGGAAAGCGAAAUGAUGCUAGCUGGGUUUUCUCGAUUCGACUUGUUAUUGAUCACCGGCCGCUCCCGCUUCCGCUCCCGCUACCUCUUCAACAAACGCGCCCGCUCUCGCUCCGGACAGAGACUGACGGCCCCACCGCUAUACUACGCGAGAGUACUACCAUUGAUCGCCGCACGAAAGUUGAGAAGAGUCAAGAACCUCCAUAAUCUGUGUUGAAGAAUUUUUUAAGAAUAUCUUUUUGACGGAAUAAUGUGGGGUCGAAUACUUCUCCUGACAUAAAAGAAAUGUCUAGGAAAGCGAUAUGAUGCUAGCUGGGUUUUCUCGACUUGUUAUUGAUCACCGGCCGGUCCCGCUACCGCUUCAACGACCGCUCCCGCUCUCGCUACCGCUCCUGACAGAGACUGAUGGCCGGUAUACUACGCGCGAGUACUACCAUUUACCAACGAAACAACCUCUCUAAAGAAGACUUUAAUCGCAAAUAAGUGAGGUUGAGGAAUAUCUUUUUGGUGGUACAAAGUGGGGUCGAAUACGACUAACAUGGCGAUACCCUAACGAAAAACUAGAAGGCAUUAGAACCGCUAUCGCAUUGAGGUAAUCUCAAUUGGAUAUUUUUUUAAUGAUUGACUUUUUGAUGGUACUAGUUGGGUUCGAAUGACCGACGAGGCGAAACCCUACCCAUCCAACGAAAACGUAGAAGACAUAAACACCUCCAUAGGUAAGGUAAAAAAAGUGUAGGAGAUUUCUUUCUGAAGUAAGAGAGGUAAUUAAUCGAACAUCCUUUUGAUGGAAGAAACUGGGUUCGUAUACUGAUGUUUAUAAGGCGAAAUAAACGUAUGGGAAAGCUAAAUGAAGUUAGUUGGGUUUUCUCGAUUUGAGUCGUACUUGGGGUUAGAGUACAGAUAACGCAAUAUGUCAAAAUACUGCAUAGUGGCUUCCUUUUUAGCGUUCAGUUUGGAGUAGAUAAAAGGACAUCUAAGGAUUUGCAGUCGCCGAUAAGUCCACAUAAUAUAGCUAUUUGACACUAUAAUAACCCAAAAAAAAAGAUAUAAAAACGAUAAAGAUAUAAAAAAGAAAUGAUUUGUUAAACGAAUUAUUUGAAGCUCAAAGACUGAAAAUCUGUUUUGAUGCCUCGUAAAGUUACUCGUCACAAUGUCUUAUUGCUUCGUUUUGAGAGUUUUAGUUGCAGAAACUCUAGGUUAAAUUAUAUGAACAAUAAAAAGUGAUCGACCAUCUGUAAAAUGCAUAAGCGACCGCAUCACGGUAGAUAUUCUCAAGCAAAGCCUUUGCUGCUGUGACCCUCACCUGUCGGUUGAUUAGAAAAUGUAAUGAAAUGAAAAUUCAUAAAGCCGCUAAUUAGUCUUUUAUUAGUCUUAUAAAAACAUCAAGGAUGACCGGCUCUUUAUGGAAUCUUGUCCUUGACAUGAUUGUUUAUCACUGAAAGCAGAUUUUUAUUUUUUUUAUUAAGCGUAGUAUUCCAUCUUUAUGUGAAUAUUGAGUAGUUCAUUACUCUCAUCAUCAUGCCACUGUCACGAUCAUACAAAGAGUCUUCAUGGUUCAUGGAAAGUAGAUGUUUUAGGAGGGAAAAUAUGUAUUAAAAUUCCCAACAAUAAAUUAUUAGGAAAGAUAUCAACCUAAUAAAUGUCUCAUUAAAUGAUGAUGUUAAUUGUUAUCAUAAGUUUGAAAGUGGAAAAUAAGCAAAGCAGACUUUCCAUUCUUUAAACUUGAUAAAGUACGAACUUUAAAACUAGCCGUUCCGUUUGAAGACGGUGCUAAUUGAAGGGCUAUAAUAUACUGCAAUGCAAGUCAUAGUUAAAUUAUUUAUUUACACUCCAAACUAUUUUGUUGAUAUUAGUAGAGAAAUGAUACUUGCCUUCUACUCUGUUUUGUUUCUUUAUAGAUUUUAAAUAUUUAUUUCUUUUCCAAUGAGUCUUGAGUGUGGCUUCAUUGUGGGCAUUAGUGUUAAGUUGCAAAUAUGCAAAGAUCUCCAAAUUUAGUCGAACAAGUCAUGACAUUUUCUCAAGUGAAAUUUAAUUUGGAUAUACAUAUUUUUAAGAUGAAGUACAUACUUGAAUGUUUUAUUAUUGCAUUAUUCCUUAUUCAAAAUAAAAAAAAAAAACAAUAUUAGUCAGUUUUCAUAGAAAAUAAUAAAUGUAUUUUGUCGAUAUUUUUUUUUUUCUAUAUAAAUCUAUUUUUGUGUUUAAAUCUCAAGAGACGUUACAAUGAUAUGACCAUAACCAGUUUCAAUGUCGACAAAAGAACUCAUAAAAAUUGUUCAGUGUACUCACUCUUAUAAUAAUAACAGUAUUAUAAUGUUCGAUUUUAGAUUUCGAUAAUUAUUACUUGUGGUUAACGCGAAUGAUCUUUUUACUCACCUCAAUUCACCAACCGUGUUAGUAUAAGUUAACAGGAUAAUGCGAUUAACAUAGUUCCAUGUAUUUUGAGUGUCUUUAUCAAUCACCCUCACGAUGCAUGAUCGAGUUUCAAUAAUUCAUGUAAGUAGCAUUUAAUACAUGUUUACUUAAAAUUAAGCUUUUGAAUUUAUGUGUGUAUGUUAGGGAAUCAAAAGGGUCGACCUGUCUCUGAGCGUUCCUCGAGGAAGUUCAUGCUAUGAGCGAGAAAGAGAGAGAAAUGUAAGUGAACAUAAAAGAAUGACUGGAUGCAUUCAUACAAAGCUUGGUCGACCCAGAAAAGCUCAAUCUGUUGUUUUUAUAGUUAAAAAAGGUGUAAAGCCGUUAUCUCAUUGUCACGUAUGGAAUAUGCUGUGAAAAUAUACUUAACAAUACUUCAUUGGAAUAUUUUUUUAAAUUUAAUAUUAUGUGUACGCUGCAAUGGCGUAACGGCUACAAAUAUUUUGAAUACCACAAGCCUAUAAACGAAGUUAUCUAACUAGACGGUUACCCAAUAAACAUUGAUAGCUUGAGUCUAUCAGAAAAAGAUUAUUAGCAACGCAAUCAAAAGAUAAUUAAUAAUACUCGCAGUCUAGUUAGAAUAGUUUGUUUAGAUUGUUAGUUAAAUUGAUUUGACUGAAAAGUUCAAAUUUGUGUGAUGCGCUUUAGGUAAGAAUGCUUCUGUACUGAGUAAUGUUAGGUUAUGCAUUAGAACGUUGACGGAAGAUAAAUUGAUGGGGCAUAUUUAACAGUACACCUAGUAAGCAUUGAUCGCUGAACCAAAAUCUCGUUACAUAAUUACUUUGUAAUACAUGAUUAUAAAUGAUUUUAUUUAAGUCAUAGUUCCGCCUAAUAAAGAUUUAUGUUUAACUUUUAAAAGUUAUUACAAGCAAUUACUGAAAUUAGUUUAAAUGAUUUUGCCGCUAGGGGUACUGGAAUAAUGUAUGUUUGUAUUACGUGUUUCGUGUCUCUUCUUGGUACAACAAAUCUGCUCUUUGUGAAUGGGAAAUUAUAUUUUUGAUUCUGUAUAAUGAUUGGUGAUGUUAUGGUUCUAUGAACGUAAUUAAUUAAAUCGAAAUAAAACGUGUAAUUCAUUAUAAUCAUGUUUCAUUGCAUAUACAAUACAAAGCUAUUUAAUUGCCCCACAGAAAACAAAACAUUAACGAAGCGACAAACCACUUUGAUCGAUAAACUUUUCUUAUAUAAAGUAGCCGAAUCGUCUCAUAAAACCUCUCCUUUUGAUGUUGCCUUUCGAAAGUCGAAAGAGUAA